GCACUCGCAGAUGCUCUGAAUUCCAACUGUACGAUCACCCACAUCAACCUCAGCGACAACCAGAUCGGAGCCGAGGGUGCCAAGGCACUGGCAGAUGCACUGAAGUCCAACUGUACGGUCACCCACAUCGACCUCAAGGGCAACAAGAUUGCAGACGAGGGCGCCAAGGCACUCGCAGAUGCCUUGAAGUCCAACUGUACGAUCACCGACAUCGACCUCUAUAACAACAGCAUCAGAAACGAGAGCGCCAAGGCACUGGCAGACGCCUUGAAGUCCAACUGUACGGUCGCCCACGUCAACCUCGGAUGGAACGUUAUCGGAGCCGAGGGGUUCAAGGCACUCGCAGAUGCCGUGGAGUCCAAUCGCACCGUCACCGUCAACGUCAACGGCCGCCAGCUCGGAGACAAGGGCGCCAAGGCUAG
Symbiodinium necroappetens is the source of this 422-nucleotide messenger RNA. The record is from the annotation of a GenBank genome assembly. NCBI's taxonomy places the organism in Eukaryota, Dinophyceae, Suessiales, Symbiodiniaceae.